Botrytis cinerea B05.10 is the source of this 1768-nucleotide messenger RNA. RefSeq lists its product as hypothetical. The transcript is spliced from 3 exons. The coding region runs from base 28 to 1131 and encodes 367 amino acids. The record is from RefSeq and is a predicted model, not a curated record. Lineage: Eukaryota; Fungi; Ascomycota; Leotiomycetes; Helotiales; Sclerotiniaceae.
GAUUUCUAUUUAACAUCUCACAUCCACAUGUUCAUAUUGAGUUUGCCUUUGUUUAUCAAGGAAAGUCUGGUGUUGAAGUCGAGGACUCAAUGUUGUUCGUAUUCACCUACGAAGAGCACCCUCUUCAACGUCAUAUUGCUUGUAUGUACGACUAUCAUGGCCAAAUUAGGCUUUUUGGCUGUGCUUCUACAUAUCAUCCAGGUUAAUGCAAUUUCUUGGCAAGCAGCUCCUUCAACAUCGAUCUCAAGUCAGACUACGUCUUGGCUACCGAUUCAAACACCAAAGCCGUCUUUGAUUACAGCGUCGUCUCCCAGCGCCAAUCAUACUUACGAGUCAUCAAAUGUUUGUGGAUGGGUAGAUCAUAAUCCUGACAAUUCGUAUACAUGUGGGGGUGCCGCAACAUGCUUUUGGAACUCUUCUCUCAAGUUAGUGGGAUGUGGACAUGCAACCUCGAUGAAUUAUUUCACCUCUUGCAUUCCCUACAAGUCACUUAGUUAUUGUGAUAGCUCUUGCUUUGCGAAUCCGAGUAUUGUUCGUUGUGGCUCCGAUAUUCCCUAUUGUGCAACUCCUCGUGUCGGGCCCGAAGGAAAUUACUCAAUCCUAGCAUGUCAAGGACAUAAACCAUAUGGAAGGUCCGAUAUAAAUUUGGUGUACAAAGGACAAACAACAGUCGGUCAUCUUCCUAGAUAUCUUGGUGCAGACGGUAUCGUCACAUAUGCUACGCAUACACCGAGAAUGCCAUCAUUAACUGCACCAAGCACCGGGAAUCGUUCAUCCUUUGGACUUGAAGGCGCACCAGUACAACUCUCAAGCACAUUCUCUCAAAAGCCAACAUCAAUUUGUCAUUCUAGACCCUAUCAUAAUGGAAUCAGUGAUAUGAGCGCCGUCCCUGAAGCAGCUAUUGUGGCAGGAACUAUUGUAGGGAGUUUGGUGGUUAUAUGUGCAGUAGCUGGCUUAAUUUUGUUUCUUGUUUUUAGAUAUAGGAGACGGAUACCGACUGCUAAUAUGCAGGCGGAUCUUGAUAUGAUGCCGCUGGAAGAAUUGGUGGGGAGAAAAACUAGUAAUGGCCGGUUGUGCGGGUCGGCGCCUCGUGGAUCGAGACCAUCACGGAAGUUCCAGUUGAUGGAUUGAUUUAAUGCUCGAUGUAUCGGAUUAUACAACGGGAUCAGAAUUCUCGAGGUCUAUAUAUAUUCAAAGUCAGACUAAUUGCAGACUGAUCGAUCGAGAGAUUGUUUAAAGGGCCGUUGGACGGUUUAUUCAGUUGUACCUAGUGGUUCCUCAUGAACACAUAAUGACUUAAAUUCAAACCGGAAACUUUGAUUUCCGGGAGGCUGGAAUCAUGUUCCAGUAACAUAGUAACUCUCAUCUUUUAACUCACCAUGUUCUCACCUCUCGAGCACUUCCCCAUCUACAUCAUUUAGUUACACGCUCGUCAUUGCCUUCUCUCAUGGCUCAACAAUUUCGCCUUGAAAUAUCAAUCUUCUUAGGUUAUUAGCCCAUUCUACUAAUGGCUGGUAUUAGGACAAGAUUCUUUUCUUUGAAUUCAAUGUAUUCUCGUUCCGCCCGGGUCUAAUAUCAUUCGCGAUUAUUGACAGGCAAGGUCUCUCUGAUUCUUGAUGAACUUCAACCGCAGCUGAACUAGCAUGAUUUCCUAUCCAUUAAAAUGGAAGUAAACCUAUAAAGAUACCCCCCAAAGUUAUUCGAGAUUACACGUAACAUGAUGUCAUUGGAUGAAACAAUUCUGCUAGCCACAAAGCCUUUUGUGACA